This is a messenger RNA of Beta vulgaris subsp. vulgaris (sugar beet), 1107 nucleotides long. RefSeq names its product glucuronoxylan 4-O-methyltransferase 3. The coding region runs from base 155 to 1024 and encodes 289 amino acids. The record is from RefSeq and is a predicted model, not a curated record. Gene Ontology annotation, biological process: xylan biosynthetic process. Gene Ontology annotation, molecular function: glucuronoxylan 4-O-methyltransferase activity. Lineage: Eukaryota; Viridiplantae; Streptophyta; Magnoliopsida; Caryophyllales; Amaranthaceae. The transcript has a single exon.
GUCAUUUUCUUUUGCCACCAAACAAACACCUCUCUACUCUCUUCUUCUUUUUUCUUACAAAACCCCCUUAAAUCCCAUAAAACAAAAGAAAAAGUCAUUUCUACACAUUGCAUCAAAAACACCCAAUUUCUCACUUCUAAAAGCAAAAAGAAAAAUGAGAGGGGCAAAUUUGAAAUUUCAAUCUGCUAUAAACUUGAAGUUUAUAAUAUUUUGCUUUGUUUUCAUUUGUUUAGCAUUCUUAAUAGUACGUUCAUCUUUCUCUUCAUCAUCAGAAAACAGCAAAGAAACCUUAAUGUCAUAUGUGAAAACCCAAAAUUGCCCUUGUAACAAAAUCCCACCUUCUUUAUCCGACACCAUAAUACACUACGCAACAUCCAACAUAACUCCCCAACAAACGGCGAAAGAAAUCUCCGUCACAGAACGAAUUCUCCGCCGUAAAUCACCGUCAAACUUCCUUGUAUUUGGGCUGGGCCGCGACAGUCUAAUGUGGGCCUCAUUAAACCACGGAGGUAGAACCGUCUUUUUAGAAGAAAACGAAGGUUGGAUCAGCGAAAUCAAGGCCCAAUUCCCUACCCUCGAAUCAUAUCUCGCCACGUACGACACCAAAGUACGUCACUCCGAUGAUCUCAUGACGUCAGCUGUGACGUCAGAGGAAUGUUCCAAUGUGGUGGACCCCAGGAAAAGUAAGUGCAACUUAGCGUUGAAGAGUUUACCAAAUGAGAUAUACGAGGUAGAGUGGGAUUUAAUUAUGGUGGAUGCGCCCACAGGAUACCACGAUGAGGCACCAGGUAGGAUGAGUGCGAUUUAUACAGCAGGGUUGAUGGGGAGAAAUCGUGAGGUGGGUGAGACGGAUGUAUUUGUACAUGAUGUGAAUCGAGUUGUAGAGGAUAAAUUCUCAAUGGAGUUUUUAUGUGAAGGUUAUAUGAUACAACAAGAAGGAAGAUUAAGGCAUUUUACUAUUCCUAGUCAUAAGGCUCGCCGUGGUAGACCUUUUUGUCCUCCUCCUAAACCUAAUUCUACUUAAGAGUCUUAAGAAGUAAGAAUUAAGGUUGUUAUUAUAUUCUUUUUACCUUCAUUUAUAAAUAAUUUCUCAUGGUUUUGUGUUAA